AUGAAAAAAUUAUGGUUAAAAGUAUUGAUAGGGACUUCAAUUCUAUCAGUAGCAAUUUCAUAUUCUUUUCUAAAGAGAAAGUAGAUACCAAAGAAAAGAUUAAUAGAUAUUAUAGGAAAUACACCUUUAAUAUAUUUAAAGAGUCUUUCUGAAUAAACAGGGAAAGAGAUUUAUGUUAAAUUUGUUUUAAUAAUUUUAGGCCAAAUGUGAAUUUAUGAAUCCUGGAAGUAGUAUGAAAGAUAGAACAGCUUUGGCAUUGAUAAAAUCAGGUUUUUAAUAAGGACUUUUAGGAGUGAAAAACAAUACAAUAUAUGAAGGUACAUCAGGAAGCACAGGAGUGAGUUUAACUUUAAUUGGUAAUAGUUUAGGAUGUAAAUGCAAGUUAUAUUUACAAAAUGAUUUGGCAUAAGAAAAAUAUAACAUUUUAUAAACUUGUGGUGCAUUUAUUGAAAAAGUACCACCAGUUUCAAUUGUUGAUUCAGAGCAUUUCUGUAAAAAGGCUGAAAAAUAAGCAUUAAAAGAAGGUGGAUAUUAUGCUGAUCAAUUUCAUAAUUUGGCAAAUCAAGAAGCUCAUUUUUAAACUGGGAAAGAGAUAUAUGAAUAAACAUUAGGUUAAAUAGAUUGUUUUAUUAUGUCAUCUGGAACAGGAGGAUCAAUAGCUGGUAUAUCUUAAUAUUUGAAAAGCAAAAAUAAAAAUAUUAAAAUUGUUUUAGCUGAUCCUCCUGGAUCCUCUUUAAAAAAUCAUGUUAAUACUGGAGUUUGUUAUACAUAUUAAGAAGCUGAAGGUCAUAGACUUAAAAAUCCUUUUGAUACUGUUAUUGAAGGAUGUGGUUUAAAUCGACUUACAAGUAAUUAUAAUCAAGCUAAGAUUGAUUAUGGAUUUACUAUUGAAGAUUAAGGUUAAUUUUCUUAUUUAAUUUAGAAUCAAUAUAAAUGGCUUAAUAAUUAAUUGAAAAAGAAGGACUUUUUGUUGGAGCAUCUAGUGCUAUGAAUUGUGUUGCUGUUUUAAAAGCUGCUAAAAAGUUUCCAGAAUGCAAAGUUUUCGUUACUAUUUUAUGUGAUUCUGGAUAAAGAUAUUUGAGUAAAUUUUAUAAUAAAGAAUAUUUAUAAUAGCAUUAAAUUUAAUAUUGA
Molecule: messenger RNA, 1131 nt
Organism: Paramecium sonneborni
Lineage: Eukaryota; Ciliophora; Oligohymenophorea; Peniculida; Parameciidae
Source: the annotation of a GenBank genome assembly